Rhineura floridana is the source of this 1524-nucleotide messenger RNA. It is a transcript of the gene RFC4, whose product is annotated as replication factor C subunit 4. The transcript is spliced from 11 exons. Gene Ontology annotation, molecular function: ATP binding; ATP hydrolysis activity; DNA binding. Gene Ontology annotation, cellular component: nucleus; DNA replication factor C complex. NCBI's taxonomy places the organism in Eukaryota, Metazoa, Chordata, Lepidosauria, Squamata, Rhineuridae. The coding region runs from base 347 to 1432 and encodes 361 amino acids. The record is from RefSeq and is a predicted model, not a curated record. Gene Ontology annotation, biological process: DNA repair; DNA-templated DNA replication.
UUUUUUUUUGUUUUGGCGGGAGUUGGUGAGGAGAAGGAAAAGCUCGGCGGGAGCCGCCCCCUCGUGAGAACUGGGAAGAGCCGUGAGUGCGGCCGUUUCGCAGGUGCCUUUGUUGGGCGAGCGUGGUCAGUCGGUAGUGACCCCCUGAGGGAGCGACAGAAGGGGAUCUUCAUUCCCCCGCCGGCCUCUCCAGAGACCCUGGCCGUCGGUGUCUUGUGGGCCACGGAGGUUCCCUGGGUUUAUAUAUCUCCUUAUCUGGAGCAUUGAGAGUUAGGCAAGAGGGGGUUGUUGACGUAUCUCUCUCUCACACAGACACACACGAGAAGGCUCGUGAGAACCAGCAGCAAUGCAGGCAUUUCUGAAAGGUCCAUCUUCAAUCAGCACUAAACCCCUGUCUACCAAGGAGCGGGGAACAACUGCCACUGCAGGAGGCAGUGGGGAGGGCAAGAGGGUCAGACCCAUUCCUUGGGUGGAAAAAUAUCGUCCAAAAUGCAUGGAUGAAGUCGCAUUUCAAGAGGAAGUUGUUGCAGUACUGAAGAAAACUUUACAAGGAGCUGAUCUUCCCAAUCUCUUGUUCUAUGGCCCACCUGGAACUGGAAAAACAUCUACUAUUUUAGCAGCAGCCAGAGAACUCUAUGGGCCUGAACUGUUCCGGCAGAGAGUCCUUGAGUUAAAUGCAUCUGAUGAACGGGGAAUACAAGUCAUUCGAGAGAAAGUGAAGCGUUUUGCUCAGCUGACAGUGUCAGGAAGUCGUUCAGAUGGCAAGCCGUGUCCCCCUUUUAAGAUUAUAAUCUUGGAUGAAGCAGAUUCUAUGACCUCAGCAGCCCAAGCAGCUUUAAGGCGCACAAUGGAAAGAGAAUCCAAAACAACGCGCUUCUGCCUUAUUUGUAAUUACAUCAGCCGGAUAAUUGAACCCAUAACAUCUCGAUGCUCUAAAUUUCGUUUCAAGCCCCUUUCAGACAAAAUCCAACAGCAGAGACUUCUUGACAUUGCUGAAAAGGAGAAUGUGACUCUUAGCAGUGAGGCAAUCUCUUACCUUGUUCACGCAUCAGAAGGAGACUUGAGAAAAGCAAUCACGCUACUUCAAAGUGCUACACGACUAACUGGCGGGAAAGAGGUCACUGAGAAAAUUGUAGCUGAAAUUGCAGCGAUUGUCCCUCAAGAAAUGUUAGAUGGACUAUUAGCUGCCUGUCAGAGUGGUUCAUUUGAAAAACUGGAAACUGUAACAAAGAAUCUGAUCAAUGAAGGUUAUGCAGCUACUCAGCUUAUAAACCAGCUUCAUGAUAUUAUUGUUGAGAGAGAUCUGAGUGACAAGCAGAAAUCUGUUAUUGCAGAGAAACUUGCUGAGGCAGACAAAUGCUUGGCAGACGGUUCUGAUGAGUUCUUACAGUUGAUCGGCCUCUGUGCGGUGGUGAUGCAACAGCUCAGCUAACUCAAAAUAUCCAACAGCAGAGCAAAAUUGUUUCUUUUUGAUGCAGCGUCUUGUAUACGUUUUUCAUAAUAAAAUACAGCCUGGGUCCAUGA